Molecule: messenger RNA, 755 nt
Organism: Aegilops tauschii subsp. strangulata
Lineage: Eukaryota; Viridiplantae; Streptophyta; Magnoliopsida; Poales; Poaceae
Source: RefSeq, a predicted model, not a curated record
UCCAUCCCAAGUCGUCCGUCCGUCGUCGGCUACUGCCACUUCCCCCGAAAAGGACCUCACUCCCCAGCCCAGCCCACCCCUCCCCGCCCGCUGCACAGUCCAAAUCCCCGCUCCGGCCCGGCGACCGACCGAGGAUGCCCGCCUCCAUGCCCAAGCUGCUCUUCCUCCUGCUGCUCCUCCUCCUCGCCGCGGCCGCCCACUCUUCACCGGUCGUCCCGGAUGCGGCGGGCGAGGGGUCCGACCAGGCGGCGGUGCGCAUGGUGCCGAUGGCCCCGGCUGGGGGGUCGGGGUUCAGCGGGGUGGUGCUGAACGAGACGCGGCGGCGGCUGGGGAGCUUCCAGCUCUGCGCGCCCUGCACCUGCUGCGGCGGGCCCAGGGGCGCCUGCGUCCUCUCCCCGUGCUGCUACGCUAUCAACUGCAACAUCCCCAACCGCCCAUUCGGAUUCUGCUCCUUCACGCCCAGGUCUUGCGACUGCCUCCACUGCAACGUCUGAGCUCUGCUUCUGCUCUGCCCUGCUCUCGAGGGUGAUGAGGGCAAUGUUGAGGGCGAUAGUAAGUAUUUUAGAGUGUGGGUGGGGAAAAAGGACAUGACAGCAUGAGAGUUCCCCCAACCCGAAUGCUUGCCGAUUUGUUAUUGUUUUAGCCCUAUAGCCAUUUUGCUACCGAAUUGUUAUUAAGUAUAUGGUGUAGCUGCUACCUCUUGAUGGAUGGAAUUGGUUGGUUAGCAAAAGAGUGGUUGAUUUGGAGACUGGUUA